UCUCACAUAAUAUUUUGUUCGGCGUUCGAGAAAGAAAGCAAUUUUGCAGCACCAAAAAGCCCUAAUAUUUAGGUCCACGGCCCAAAUAAACGGCCAUAUCGUAAGUCCGGACGUUUCUUCACCAUCCCAUCCAACCUGCAGAAGAAUUUCCUGCAAGCUUCCUCCUUUGCGGUUCCAUACCCCACACUUCUCACUCUCUCCUCUCGUCACUGACUCACUGUGUUAAACCCUCGUACCUUCUCUGCCCACGCACGCCUCCCCACAAUAAAAACCUUCUCUGCAUCAAAACUCUGCAAUUCUCCGCUCUCGGGUCUUACCCAUUUUGUGAAUUGUUGAAUUGUAUUGAGCAGCUUCUUCCCCCGAUGACGGAAGAUGCGAAGGACAUCGAGAAGCUCUACGAGUUCGGGGAGCGCCUCAACGAGGCCAAGGACAAGUCCCAGAAUGCGAAGGACUAUGAGGGCAUUAUCAGCGUGGCCAAGAACAGCAUCAAGACUAAGCAAUUAGCUGCCCAGCUCAUUCCCAGGUUCUUCAAGUUCUUCCCCGCCCUUUCUGAGAAGGCUGUCAACGCGCACCUUGAUCUGUGCGAAGAAGAAGAGCUUGGGGUUCGUGUCCAAGCCAUUCGUGGACUCCCUUUAUUUUGCAAGGAUACACCGGAAUAUGUUUCCAAAAUUGUGGACAUUCUUGCACAGCUCCUUACAGCAGAAGAAAAUGUUGAGCGUGACGCGGUGCAAAAGGCCCUCAUGUCAUUAUUGAGGCAGGAUGUAAAAGCUUCUCUAACAGCCCUAUUCAAGCACAUCAGCACCAAUGAACCAAGCCCGGAUGAAAAUAUUCGUGAGAGGGUUCUAAGCUAUAUUAGAGAUAAGGUUUUUCCUUUAUACACUGAGCUCUUGAAACCUCAGGAGCAAAUGGAAAGGCAUAUCACUGAUUUGAUAAAACAAAGUUUAGAAGAUGUAACAGGAGCAGAAUUUAAAAUGUUUAUGGAUUUUUUAAAAAAUUUGAGCAUAUUUGGCGAGAAAGCCCCUCCAGAGCGUGUGCAAGAACUUAUUGAAAUUAUUGAAGGACAAGCUGAUCUUGAUGCACAAUUCAAUGUUUCUGAUGGGGACCAUAUUGAUAGACUUAUAUCAUGCCUGUACAUGGCUCUUCCUUUUUUCAUGCGAGGUGCAUCCAACAGCAAGUUUCUCAACUAUUUGAACAAGCACAUUUUACCUGUUUUUGAUAAGCUACCUGAAGAACGGAAACUGGAUUUGCUCAAAAACCUUGCAGAAAGUUCACCAUACACCACGCCGCAAGAUUCACGGCAGAUUCUUCCCUCUGUUACUCAGCUCUUAAAGAAAUACAUGCCUCGGAGAAAGACUGGCGAAGAGAUGAAUUUUACCUACGUAGAGUGCUUGUUGUACACUUUUCAUCAUUUAGCUUACAAGGCUCCUAAUGCUACAAACAGUUUAUGUGGCUACAAGAUUGUCACUGGUCAACCGUCAGAUAGGCUAGGGGAGGACUUCUCAGAGCAUUAUAAAGACUUCAGUGAGAGGUUGAAUAAUGUUGAGGAGCUAGCUAGGGCUACUAUGAAGAAAUUGACCCAGGGAAUGGCUGAUCACAACAAAGCAAUGGCAGCUGCUAAAACUGAUGAGGCAAAGGAUAGCAUUAAAACUCAAAAGCAGAAUGCUACAACUGGGUUGCGGACCUGCAAUAAUAUUCUGGCAAUGACGCAGCCGUUGCAUUCAAAAUCACCUUCAUUCAUUGGGGAUAGGCGCAUCAAUCUAUCCUGGAAAGAGGUUGUGAAAGCUUCUGUGCCUUCAACUACUCCUGCAACUGGAGGGAAACGAUCUGCUACUGCUUCUAAUGGUUCAGGAAAUAUUGCAUCAAAGAAGGGACGUGGUGCUGGUGGUUUGCAAAACCAGCUUGUUAAUCGGGCCUUUGAAGGUUUAUCUGGGAGAAGUGGUAUAGCAAGAGGCAGGGGCAGGGGCUGGGGUGGACGUGGAAGAGGAAGAGGCUACCGGUAGCUUUACUUCCAACUUGCAGUGACAGAACAAUUAGGACUCUUUUGAGUCAAAAUGUGAUCUGGAAGAAGCAAGUCACUGAUUGUAUAUACCUUUUCCUCUUUAUUCCAAGAAAUUUUGAGUUAAAUAGAGGAAGCCGGAGAGUUUUAGAUUCAUUGUGGACUACUAAAUGAAAUUAUUGUUUAGCUUGUGUAGCUCCCGGCCUAGAAAAGAGAUCAACACUGAUAUUGUUCACUCUAUACGUUUUUCAUUUUAAGUUAUUACACUUUGAAAAACAUCAUACAAGCAUUUAGUUAAUGAAGAUGACCAAAUCCACUGAAAA
This is a messenger RNA of Malania oleifera, 2319 nucleotides long. RefSeq names its product apoptosis inhibitor 5-like protein API5. NCBI's taxonomy places the organism in Eukaryota, Viridiplantae, Streptophyta, Magnoliopsida, Santalales, Ximeniaceae. Gene Ontology annotation, biological process: regulation of programmed cell death. Gene Ontology annotation, molecular function: mRNA binding. The record is from RefSeq and is a predicted model, not a curated record. Gene Ontology annotation, cellular component: nucleus. Bases 363 to 2000 code for a protein of 545 amino acids. The transcript has 16 exons.